AUGAAUGUAAAAAUAGAGAAGAAUGCUAUAGGUGUUGGUGACAAAGUUAGAUUGCUAAAAACUAGGCAAGCAUUUCGUAAAGGAUAUGAGCCAAAGUAUAGUCACACUAUAUAUAAGGUCAUCAGUGGUAAUGGCUAUUCGUACUUUAUUGCAGAUGAUGAUGGCAAUAUUCUUCCAAAGGCAUACAAAUACUAUGAACUACAACGUAUUGAAUCUACCCAACGGUUUCAUACAGAAUCUAGACAGAGAGAACCACGAAUGACAAAUAAGGAGCGUCGAAAUAAAAGAGAAUUGGAAGAAUUGGUUUCAUUAAAACUCACCAAGCGUACAUUCACUGUAUUAAGAAUUGGGAUUCGUAUUCCGUUGACGAACAAGAACAACUAA
This is a messenger RNA of Batrachochytrium dendrobatidis JAM81, 384 nucleotides long. RefSeq lists its product as uncharacterized. Lineage: Eukaryota; Fungi; Chytridiomycota; Chytridiomycetes; Rhizophydiales. The transcript is spliced from 2 exons. The coding region runs from base 1 to 384 and encodes 127 amino acids. The record is from RefSeq and is a predicted model, not a curated record.